AUGGCCAGUCUCGCCCACUUCGCCCUCACAGCCAGCGCGGCCGCGGGAGCUCAUCUGUCCCUAUCCAGCUUCCAGGUCCUCACCACCUCAGUGCCUGUCCAAUGCCUCUACGCCUACAAUAUGCCCAUUCAGCGAUGCACUCCCGCCGACUUCAUCGGAGGCGGCUCAUGCUCCCAGUCCUGUAGGUCCGGGCUCCAAGCAUCACAAUUCACCGUACGAGGGCUGUGCUCCGGCGUCAACGCUCCCGCCAAUUCUCUGCUCAAGGAGAUCUUGGAAGGGCACAUCCUAGACGUUCUCUGCGACGCGGGAAAGGCUCCAACUCCAACUCCAACUCCAACAACACCAGCGACUCCGCCGAAGCAAACGCCGCCAAACCCAGCACCGGCACCACCACCGAGUCCGGUUACCACUACCAACAUGGCACCGCGCCCGAUAUUCUCAACGUUGUCGACAUCAACGGUGUCCACUCAAUCCACAUCAUCGUCUCCCCUUCCCGAAACAAGUACGAGUACCACGACAAGUGCAGCAUCAUCCACCUCGACCGAAACCCAGGCCAGCACCACCUCAGAGGCCGCACCCAGCUCAAGCAUCGCCUCUACAACCGACGCCCCCAGCAGCGAGACCCCUCAGCCUUCGAAUAAUAGCCAAGCCUCCUCUUCAUCAUCUUCAUCAUCAACAACGAAGCCAAAGCCAACACGCCCGCCCAAUUCGCAGCCAGGCAGCGGUGGUGGAAGUCCAUUCGACUUUGUCCCCGCCAGCAGAGCAGCGAAACUCGGGCUUGCUGGGGGCUCUCUUGCAAUUGCUAUGGCCAUUGCAUCCACAACCUCAAUGCUCUUAUGA
This is a messenger RNA of Trichoderma citrinoviride, 840 nucleotides long. RefSeq lists its product as hypothetical. The transcript has a single exon. The record is from RefSeq and is a predicted model, not a curated record. NCBI's taxonomy places the organism in Eukaryota, Fungi, Ascomycota, Sordariomycetes, Hypocreales, Hypocreaceae. The coding region runs from base 1 to 840 and encodes 279 amino acids.